CGCAGCGGCCGGUCCGCUUUUGCAAAACAACUCCGAGCCGCUCUGCUGUCACUCACUCGGCGCCUGCUCUAUAUUUGCAUAGUCAACGCAAACCAACCCUCUCUCUCCUCGUAAACUUUCUCCUGCAACUUGCUCUGCUUGGAAGGGAGCAGGAGCAAGCAGAAAGGAGCAAAAGGAGAAGUCCGGAGUAAGCUACCUGCUGCAGGAGUCCAAGGCACCGAAGAGCGGCCCCGCACACCCCAAAUCCAAGCGCGGAAGGACGAGCUCACCGCAGCAGCCCAGACGGGUGGCAAAGACGCCGCCGUUGUCGUCAACCAGGCAAACGGAGCCAGCGCCAACUUCGCCUCUUGCGGGAAUCUGAUUUUCAACUGUUCCAGAUAUUUGCUGGCGGGCUGAUGAUCAUUCAAAGAGUGGUAUUGCAUUCACGCCCUGGCAUCAAUGGAGUGCCAGUUGCAGAAAACUUCUGUAUGGAAGAAGCCACCCUCUCAGACAAAAUUGAUGAAGGUCAAGUUAAAGUCCGUACACUUUAUUUAUCUGUGGAUCCCUACAUGCGGUGUCGUAUGAAUGAAGAUGCUGGGUCUGACUACCUCCAGGCUUGGAAAUUGUCUGAAGUUAUUGAUGGAGGUGGAAUUGGUUGUGUGGAAGAAAGCAAAGACGUGCGUUUCAUUCCAGGAGACUUUGUGACGUCUUUUAACUGGCCCUGGCAGACCAAAGCCAUUUUAGAAGGAAAACAACUGAACAAGAUCGAUCCACACCUUGUAGAUGGACACCUUUCUUAUUUCCUGGGUGCAGCUGGCUUGACUGGGCUGACAUCUUUGCUGGGAAUCAGAGAGAAAGGACAUGUAUCUCCAGGCUCUAAUCAAACCAUGGUGGUCAGUGGAGCUGCUGGUGCUUGUGGCUCUGUGGCUGGGCCGAUAGGUCUCCUGGAGGGUUGUUCUAAAGUAGUCGGCAUUUGUGGCACAGAUGAAAAAUGCAAAGUUUUGGUCUCUGAAAUGGGUUUUGAUGCUGCAAUCAACUAUAAGAAAGAGAAUGUGGCACAGCAGCUGCAAAAAUUUUGCCCAGAUGGAGUGGAUAUCUAUUUUGACAAUGUUGGUGGCGACAUCAGUGAUACAGUAAUAAGACAAAUGAAUUCAAAUAGCCAUAUUAUUUUAUGUGGUCAGAUCUCCCAAUAUAACAAGGACAUGCAAUAUCCACCUCCUUUACCUCCAGAGGUAGAAGAAAUAAGGAAAUCACGGAACAUUACUAGAGAAAGAUUCCUGGUUUUGAACUACAUGGAGAAAUAUUCAGCUAGUACUCUGCAGCUUUGUCAGUGGAUCAAAGAAGGAAAAUUGAAGGUCAAGGAGACAGUCGUGGAAGGCCUAGAAAACAUUGGAGCUGCUUUCGUGUCUAUGAUGAGUGGGGGCAACAUUGGAAAACAGAUAGUGCUCGUUUCCAAAUAAAAAUCAUUUCUGAUCUAUUUUGUGUCUACUAAAAAAAGAAAUAUUUGCAUAAGCCUGGAAUGAACUUAUCCUUUAUAUCGGUAUCCCAUUUUGGGGAUUAGUAAAAUCUUUUGAAUCUUUAAUUUUUUUCUAAGUUUUUUGGGGGGGUUUCUUCCAUCUCUUUGGGGGGGGGGAAAUUCAGUCAAAAUGUGUUUCCUUGCCUUUAGUACCAAAUGAUAAAAUAUCAUUACUGUACCACUGCUACAGAAAUAUAAAUUAUGUGCAUAUAAUAUAAAACCAAGAUUAGUUUUAGCUGCUUGAACAAAUGUUUGCAAGCAAAUUAUGUCUUAUUUGACCAAUUUCUAAUUUGGUUUUCUUCUGCCUUUAUUAAUAUCUAGAAAAUCGAAUAACACUAUAGUUGUAGUAUUUCUCAAUUUGAAAAUAAAUGUAAGCCAUAGUUGCAGCAGCUAAGAUUUGGUAACCAACUUCAAAACUUUAGUUUAAAAAAAAUAAACCAUGGCUUACUUCCUGGAAGUAAGCAAACCAAUUAAAACAUAUUAUAUACUGAUUGAUGUUCUGAUACGUAUAAACCAGGCUCUAUAAUCACAUCUGAAAAUGAAACAAUAAUGAAGAUCUUUUCUUGUACACAAUACGACUAUUAAAUGUAUUGGUUAAUAUAAUUUUCUGGCUUUGCCUCUCUUCUGUGAUACGUUAUUCUUUCUGAUACAUUAAUAGUGAAUAAUAGCUUUUAGCUGUUCCUAUUACCUCCAACAUUUCACUGUUACAUAAAUUUAUUUAAAUUAGAAUACUAAACAAGACAUUUCCUAAUUUUACGACUGUCAUGGGAUUUAAAAAAAAACCUUUCCUUACACUUUAUGUCCAAAUAUUCCAGUUUCCAAACUUGAAUGUAUAACAAUGAGAAUUAUUACAAAGGAAGAAGACGCUUCUCUGAAUUCCUUUCUGAUAAAGAAAAAAUGUGGUAGGAAAGUUUUUAAUAAUUUGUAAAACAAAAGUUUGCAAAAAAGUCCUGAUCCAUCCUUUCUGUGGAUUCUUCACUGUCAG
This is a messenger RNA of Thamnophis elegans (Western terrestrial garter snake), 2480 nucleotides long. It is a transcript of the gene PTGR2, whose product is annotated as prostaglandin reductase 2. The coding region runs from base 396 to 1439 and encodes 347 amino acids. Gene Ontology annotation, biological process: prostaglandin metabolic process. Gene Ontology annotation, molecular function: 15-oxoprostaglandin 13-reductase [NAD(P)+] activity. The transcript is spliced from 10 exons. NCBI's taxonomy places the organism in Eukaryota, Metazoa, Chordata, Lepidosauria, Squamata, Natricidae. The record is from RefSeq and is a predicted model, not a curated record.